AUGUACCGGCAGGGUUCUCCGGUAGACCGUCUUCCUGAAGAAAUACUUUCCUAUGUCUUUGUUCUCGGCGCGCAACCCGUCAAAUGGGGGAUGCCCUCGGAUGGCGUCGUUCUCCGCGACAACACCAACAUAUCUCCAUGCGCCGGGUUCCCGUACAAUCACCCCGUACGCGUUGCUUCCGUGUCAAAGCAUUGGAGACAGGUUGCGUUGAACACGCCCGCUCUCUGGAACAAAAUCUUCCUUUCUCUCCGCGAUGUAUACGAGGACACCGGUGACAUGGAUCUCCGCUUCGCUUCAAUGUUCCUGGAGCGGUCUAGAAAUUAUCGUCUGGAUAUCUUCGUGGAUGCGCGCGAUCCAGAAUGGGACUUUUCCGAGUUCGACCCAUCGACCGCCGGAAAUACUCCUUGUGAGGAUACCGACGUCGACGAUCGAUACUUUCACCCGUUUACCAUGACGUACAUGCAGGAUGCUCUGGGGUUGAUUCUAUCCGAGCUUCAUCGGUGCCGCUUCCUGACGGUCCUCGUCGAUCGCUGGUACCAUAUGUACUUGACGCUCUUGUGUCUCAACGGCGGAACUACCCAGGCGCCACUCCUCGAGUCGUUGAUCCUAAUGCGAUGCAACGAAAUUGUUGCGCACUCGCCUGUGUUCAAGCCCGAAACAUUCGCGGCCGCACCGCUCCUUCCCUUCCGCGGCGCCCUGGCCGGCACCGCCUAUCCGCGCCUCAACAGGCUAGUCCUGUCUGGGGUACACUUUGAUUGGUCUGCUUUCCCCUCCAGACUUCCUGACCCGGUCUCAUGCGGCGCUCGCUUGCAUUCGCUCGACCUGUCUUAUCUAUGCAAGGCCGUACGACCAAGCAUAACAGAGUUCCGCAGUCUACUUGAGCGCUGCUCUGCUUUGAAGGAAUUGUCUAUUGUGCUCUCCAUGCCGCGGCAUGAUCCGACAGCGGUGGACCUGGAUGUAGAACCUGUGGUACUACAUCGCUUGGAGAAACUCACCUUCGGCUACGACGAUGGCAACGACGCAGUAUACACCCUGCGCGUGUUUCAGGCGCCGAACCUUCGCGUGCUCACGCUGUGCGAUGCAACGUCUCCCACAGCUUUCUUCGAGCAGGAUGGCGGGUGCGUUCUGGCCUACUUUGCACAACAGGAUCCCAUCAUCCCGGAGGUCGGCACACUGCACGUCCAAGAGAUGCCUCUGCGGCCACUCUUUCCGCUGCUGGAGGAGGUCACCGUGCAUUCUGUCAAGGCAUCUGUGGAAGCGUUCCAGCUGUUCUUUGCAUCGCUCCCCCAACUCAGCUCGCUGAAGCUUUCGCGAAUGAGGCAGGAAUGCUUUGUGGCGCUACGUCCGAGCCGGCCCUGCGACCCGCCGUACUGCCCGUGUCCGCUCGUGAAUUGUUUCCGAGCGUUCGACUAUUUCGCGGUUUUACAGCCUCUCGUACUGGCAGUGCUCCAAGAGCGGUCGGACUACGGUGCUGUUGCUCACGACGUGCAGGCACAGCCCGUAGACGAGGAUUCAGAUUCGUCGGAUGAAGAAGGAGAUAGCGGCAGAGUCGAACUCAGCAACUUUGAGGCAGCGCUCUUUGAGUCGCAACUGCGCGCUGCGGGGAUGGGUGGUUUGUUGGAUGCAGCUGUAGCCGCGGUCAAUGCGGCGACUGCGACCAUGGCCAAUGCCCUGGCUCCUGCCCCCUUCAUUCAGCAAGCUCAGCAACCGGCCGCUCCCGCCACGGCUGGUCGACUCUGA
Messenger RNA from Fibroporia radiculosa, 1740 nucleotides. RefSeq lists its product as uncharacterized. Gene Ontology annotation, molecular function: protein binding. The transcript has 2 exons. The record is from RefSeq and is a predicted model, not a curated record. The coding region runs from base 1 to 1740 and encodes 579 amino acids. Lineage: Eukaryota; Fungi; Basidiomycota; Agaricomycetes; Polyporales; Fibroporiaceae.